Caenorhabditis briggsae is the source of this 1008-nucleotide messenger RNA. RefSeq names its product Protein CBR-SRZ-42 (gene Cbr-srz-42). The record is from RefSeq and is a predicted model, not a curated record. Lineage: Eukaryota; Metazoa; Nematoda; Chromadorea; Rhabditida; Rhabditidae. The transcript is spliced from 6 exons. The coding region runs from base 1 to 1008 and encodes 335 amino acids.
AUGAGCGACAACUGGUACUUGUCAGCUAUGACUGCUAUCGUAGACAAUGGUGAUAUAUCUAAUUGGAAAUUGUCUUCCUUUUUGCUGGUCAUUUUCAUUUCUCUUCAAUUGCUAUUUCCAUUUUAUGCUUACGUCAACAGAGUUAAUCGGGAGCGAGACAAAAAUACCCUCGUAUUCCCAUUAAUCGAUCAUUUUUAUGGAGUGAUGAAAAAGACACAUGCAACAUUUUAUUUCGUAUACGUCGUUGGUUUAUUCUGGUGGUUCAAAGUUGAACAAAUCCCAAAAAAGAUGGGGCUGACUCUGAUAACCAUCCUCGGUUCAAUUAUCGUCUGUGCUUUGUGCUUAUAUGUUCUUAUGCUCUUCACUCAAGUAUUUCAAUUUUUCUUAACAAUCAUGGCAGUCCAAAAAUUUCUCCUCUAUUUCCAUCCUUCCUCUCAGAAACACAUAGUUUUAUCUCGCAAGAAUAUGCAAUGUUUUAUUCGUUUUACCUACUAUUUAUUACUUUUCAAAGAAGCUAUAUUUUUUAUCUUAUUUUGGGUUAGUAUCAUGAAAGAAGAGCUAGGUGAGAAAGUUACAUUCUGGAAUACAGUCAAACAGUUUGAACUGGUAUUCUUCUUGUCAACGAAUAUAACUUUCUUUGCAUCUGCUCUGUUGUACAUCCCUAUAUUUAUAAGUGUACGAAAGUUGUCAAAUUUAAGAUCAGUGCAAGAAUCAAAACCUCAAAUUUAUAUUUUCUGGCAAACAGCGACUGCAUUGAUUAUGAAAGUGAUCUAUACAUCUUAUUUCUUAUUUAUGUAUUUUGACCACCUAGUAGAUAUGGUUCUCCCCACUCGUGUAUUAGAUAUUUUUAGCGUUCCCGUUAUUAUUCAGAUAUCUUAUUUGACUUGUAACAGACAGAAUGUUAUUACUCUAUUCGCUUCAUUCAAAGGCCGGAAACUCAUAAGAGAAUUGUUAACACCUGAAAUAACAUCUGCCGUCAGUCCAGAGCCCAGAAGGCACAUGAUUUGA